AUGCCUUCUCAACGAGGCGAGUUUAGCCGACAAGGUCACCAACAAUCGCUGCCUCUUCGGCUCCAUCCCGAAAUCCCCCGCCAAUGCCAAUGCCCUAAUCCUUUUCCCCUUCUCGGGAUGGUGCGUCCUACUGCAAAUGGCACCGACGGGGAUGGUCAUUUUGACCGAUCGGACCGGUACGACACGGUGUUCCCUAAGGGUGCUUCGUCUCAGGUAUGUAAAAUAGGGGAAACAGAGUCGGUAUUUGGACAAGAGGAGGAAGAGGCGAAGCUUUGGAGGGAAGAGGUUUCAAGAAUGGGAGUGAGUUCGAGAGCCUUUUCACCUUUGAAAGAUAAGUUAAUAUAUGGCACUGAAGAUUACCACCUACCUUGUACUCCUUUUGUUAAGGAUGCUUCUGAGAUGUUUGGUUUCACGCAAGGGUGCCUUCCAUUGAAAAGAUGGGAUGAACUCAACUAUUUUUUUAAAAAAUCUGGGGCUAAGAUAAUUUUUGGAUUAAAUGCUCUUGCUGGAAAAACAAUUCACGGUAAUUCUGCAACAGGACCUUGGAAUUCCACCAAUGCUGAGUCAUUUAUCAGAUAUAAUGUUAGAAAUGGCUACACCAUUCAUGGAUGGGAACUUCGCAAUGAAUUGAGUGGGAGUGGAGUUGGAAUAAGCAUUAAAACAGACCAAUAUGCUUCUGAUUUUGCUGCUUUACGAGACAUAGUUUACAAUGAAUAUGCAGAUAUUGAUUCUAAGCCACUAGUCAUUGCACCUAGAGGGUUCUUUGAUUCAACCUGGUUCAGGGAAUUUAUAAGCAAAUCUGGAAAAGCUUUGGAUGUGGUCACCCACCACAUUUAUAACCUUGGACCAGGAGUUGAUGAACACCUUGUGGAAAGAAUUCAGGACCCUUCCUUUCUUGAUAAGGAGGCUAGCACAUUCAGUGGCCUCAAAAAUAUACUUGCAAGUAAAGGUACCUCAGCUACAGCAUGGGUUGGUGAGUCAGGAGGGGCCUACAAUAGGAUUUGGAAUUAGAAGUUCACCAAUCUAACCUAUGAUGAUAUUCAAGGCAAACCUUUAUUUAUUACAUGGACUAACUCGGUUUUAUGGUUGAGUUUAAAGAGCUAGAUUUCAUGUUCAGAACUCAAUCUUUUAUGAUUUUACAUUGUUGAAGACUGGUGAAAUGUUUAAUUCCUACCCCAUAAUCAAAUUUGAAUAUUAGUGAGGUUGAUUUAUCCUUUGUUUUUUUGUUUCUAACUUUAUUCUUAGCAUCGUUUGGUGGUAGCAAUUGGGUAUUGGUUUUGGUGAGCUAAAGGGGAAUGGUUUGUUGUGGAUAGGCAGGGGAUCCACUCUAUGUUCUGUUAUGAUGUUCACUAGCAGCCGUUGGCACAAGUCUUCUCAAAAUUGAGGGUAUUCUAGAAGGGGUCUCUAGGCUCUGGAUCUCAAAUGACAUUGAAUUUGAGGAGUAAAAUUUCAUGGCCUUGAUGAG
Messenger RNA from Vigna radiata var. radiata (mung bean), 1465 nucleotides. RefSeq names its product heparanase-like protein 3. The coding region runs from base 1 to 1011 and encodes 336 amino acids. The record is from RefSeq and is a predicted model, not a curated record. Gene Ontology annotation, molecular function: beta-glucuronidase activity. Lineage: Eukaryota; Viridiplantae; Streptophyta; Magnoliopsida; Fabales; Fabaceae. Gene Ontology annotation, cellular component: membrane; plant-type cell wall. The transcript is spliced from 5 exons.